Messenger RNA from Fusarium venenatum, 1305 nucleotides. NCBI's taxonomy places the organism in Eukaryota, Fungi, Ascomycota, Sordariomycetes, Hypocreales, Nectriaceae. The record is from RefSeq and is a predicted model, not a curated record.
AUGGUUUCCCUUCGUGUGGCCGUUUCUCUCUGCGUAGCCUAUCUGUCAUACUUGGCUGCCGCAAUAUCUCUGGAGGAUAUCCCGAAAUGCUCUGUAAUGAGCAAUCCAGCAGUUGCCAAUUCGAGCAUCGAAGCCAUGUGCGCAGCCAGGGAGUUGGAAAAAACAAUCCAGGAUUGUAUUUCAGACAAGUGCACGAUAAGAGAGGCACUCCAAUUCGCGGAUUUUGUCUCCGAAGUAUGCAAUAUACCUCAAGAAGACAACCGUCCAAAGUAUCGAGCUGUUAUCAUUACUUGGACCAGUAUUAGUCUCGUUGCAGUAAUAUUAUUAGUCGCUUCCAAAACAUUCGUUGCGACUCCUUGGGGACUCGACGAUAGUUUUUCUAUACUUACCUUUUGUAUCAUUGUGCCCUGCUCAGUCUUCUUUCUUCGCGCAACUGAUAACGGAUUUGGAUCUAUCCAGACGUUAUACAAAUCUGACGAUUUCAGUCCCUUACUCAAGAACAUAUUUGUCUGGCAGGUCCUCUUUAUCGCUGGUCUGGCUAGCGCAAAGGUAUCUAUUCUCCUCUUCUUCUUGAGAAUCUUCCCGGGUCAGAAAUUCAGACGCAUGGUUUGGACAACACUCGUUUUCAACACUGUCGCCACGAUAAUCCUUCUCGUUGUUCAGCUCACAGUGGGACGCAUUGUCGAGUUGGUUUGGGAUCACGAGGAUCUCACUGCGAGCAUGGACAAAUACAAAAAGCCCAUUAUCAUCAUCUUGGCGCACUGCGUGGUCGACCUUUGUGUUGAUGUCUGGAUGCUUAUAUUACCCAUGACCCAGCUUUACAACUUGGGAUUAAGAACAGACAAGAAGAUCCGGGUCAUGUGCAUGUUUGGGGUUGGAAUAUUCUUGACUGCUGUCAGUCUUGUACGGUUGAUAAUGCAGGCCAAGGUUGUGCCAAACCCUAGUGAAACAGACAGCAAGCUACAUUCUACCGUGGUUUGGGCAAACAUCGAGCUCAACGUCGGUUUCAUAGUAGCGGUCGUAGCGCCUAUCCGCCAACUCUUCCAACUCAUCGCAGCCAGCGGCAAAUCUCAGGACGUUCCAACAACGAACAGAAGUCGAUCCAGAACUGUGACAUUUGUAGAUCGCUCUCUUGUGCGGAUCAAGGAUGUUGAUGAGGAACAGUUGGUGAUACAGGAUGUCGGUAAUUUGUGCGGUACGACAUUCAACACUUCAAGUAGUAGAGACACGACCAAGAGGCAUGACCAUGACGAUAUUGAGCUGAGCCAGCUAGGAACAAUCAGUAAUGGGAAGGGACAAAAUUGA